This is a messenger RNA of Mesoplodon densirostris (Blainville's beaked whale), 4578 nucleotides long. It is a transcript of the gene FIGN, whose product is annotated as fidgetin, microtubule severing factor. The coding region runs from base 398 to 2677 and encodes 759 amino acids. The transcript has 3 exons. The record is from RefSeq and is a predicted model, not a curated record. Lineage: Eukaryota; Metazoa; Chordata; Mammalia; Artiodactyla; Ziphiidae. Gene Ontology annotation, molecular function: microtubule severing ATPase activity; ATP binding; ATP hydrolysis activity.
UGUGAAAGUGAUUUGAAUUUGGCUCGGCGGCGCUCUGCGCCUGCGCCCAGCCUCUGGCAUGCUGGCUCCUUCCAAGCAGCUGUUUUGGGUUUGAAAUUCCAACAUGGCAGAGGCUGCAGUCCGUCUUCCCUUCAAAAACUUGGAAUGAUUUCAAAUCAUAGGCACCUUCACUUAACCCUAGCUUCCAUUCAUCAGCAAACACAUCGGAUCGAUGCUACGCUAACCUAUCGGGUUUUCGCUCCGCGCGUUCAGGUUAAAUGAAUACCUGACGAAAGGGCCCACGUUUCAAGGCAGUGACAUUUGAUAGCUGAGAGGAAAAGUGGCUUUAAUGAAAAGCAACCUUUGGAAUUCCUGCUUGUGAGAAAUCCAAUUCAGCUUUUUGUGCUGCCAGCAAGAAAUGAUCAGUAGCACCAGUGUUUAUGGCUUGAAGAUGCAGUGGACGCCGGAGCAUGCCCAGUGGCCAGAACAGCACUUUGACAUCACCUCCACCACUCGGUCUCCUGCCCACAAAGUUGAAGCUUACAGAGGUCAUCUGCAGCGCACCUACCAGUAUGCCUGGGCAAAUGAUGACAUAUCUGCUCUGACUGCAUCCAACCUACUAAAAAAAUAUGCAGAGAAGUAUUCUGGCAUUUUGGAAGGCCCCGUGGACCGACCUGUACUCAGCAACUACUCCGAUGCACCAUCAGGACUAGUGAACGGUCGGAAAAAUGAAAGCGAACCGUGGCAGUCUUCCUUGAAUUCAGACGCUGUUUAUCCCAUGAACUGUGUUCCGGAUGUUAUCACUGCCAGCAAAGCUGGAGUCAGUUCAGCCCUCCCUCCAGCAGAUGUCUCUGCAAGUAUAGGGAGCUCUCCUGGGGUGGCCAGCAACCUGACAGAGCCUAGUUAUUCAAGUAGUACCUGUGGAAGCCACACUGUACCUAGUCUUCAUACAGGGCUCCCAUCUCAGGAAUAUGCCCCAGGAUACAACGGCUCAUAUUUGCAUUCUACUUACAGCAGCCAGCCAGCACCUGCACUUCCUUCACCUCAUCCUUCUCCCUUGCAUAGCUCUGGGCUCCUACAGCCACCACCUCCUCCGCCGCCGCCACCAGCCCUGGUCCCAGGCUACAAUGGGACUUCUAACCUCUCCACUUAUAGCUAUCCCUCUGCUAGCUAUCCUCCUCAUACUGCUGUGGGAUCUGGGUACAGCCCUGGGGGUGCACCCCCUCCUCCUUCAGCAUACCUGCCUUCAGGAAUUCCUGCUCCCACCCCCCUGCCCCCCACCACUGUCCCUGGCUACACCUACCAGGGUCAUGGUUUGACACCUAUCGCACCCGCGGCUCUGACAAACAGUUCGGCAAGUUCUCUCAAAAGGAAAGCUUUCUAUAUGGCAGGGCAAGGAGACAUGGACUCCAGUUAUGGAAAUUACAGCUAUGGCCAACAGAGAUCUACACAGAGUCCUAUGUACAGAAUGCCCGACAACAGCAUUUCAAACUCAAAUCGGGGGAAUGGCUUUGACAGAAGUGCUGAAACAUCAUCCUUAGCAUUUAAGCCAACGAAGCAGCUAAUGUCCUCUGAACAGCAAAGGAAAUUCAGCAGCCAGUCCAGUAGGGCUCUGACCCCUCCUUCCUACAGUACUGCUAAAAAUUCAUUGGGAUCAAGAUCCAGUGAAUCCUUCGGGAAGUACACUUCACCAGUAAUGAGUGAGCAUGGGGAUGAGCACAGGCAGCUCCUUUCUCAUCCAAUGCAAGGCCCUGGACUCCGUGCAGCUACCUCAUCCAACCACUCUGUGGACGAGCAACUGAAGAAUACUGACACGCACCUCAUUGACCUGGUAACCAACGAGAUUAUCACCCAAGGACCGCCAGUGGACUGGAAUGACAUUGCUGGUCUCGACCUGGUAAAGGCUGUCAUUAAAGAGGAGGUUUUAUGGCCAGUGUUGAGGUCAGAUGCAUUCAGUGGACUGACGGCCUUACCUCGGAGCAUCCUUUUAUUUGGACCUCGGGGAACAGGCAAAACGUUAUUGGGCAGAUGCAUAGCUAGUCAGCUGGGGGCCACAUUUUUCAAAAUUGCUGGUUCUGGACUUAUCGCCAAGUGGUUAGGAGAAGCAGAGAAAAUUAUCCAUGCCUCUUUCCUUGUGGCCAGGUGUCGCCAGCCCUCGGUGAUUUUUGUCAGUGACAUUGACAUGCUUCUCUCCUCUCAAGUGAGUGAGGAACACAGUCCAGUCAGUCGGAUGAGAACCGAAUUUCUGAUGCAGCUGGACACUGUACUAACUUCGGCUGAGGACCAAAUCGUAGUAAUUUGUGCCACCAGUAAACCAGAAGAAAUAGAUGAAUCUCUUCGGAGGUACUUCAUGAAACGACUUUUAAUCCCACUUCCUGACAGCACAGCGAGGCACCAGAUAAUAGUACAACUGCUCUCACAGCACAAUUACUGUCUCAAUGACAAGGAGUUUGCACUGCUCGUCCAGCGCACAGAAGGCUUUUCUGGACUAGACGUGGCUCAUUUGUGUCAGGAAGCAGCGGUGGGCCCUCUCCAUGCCAUGCCAGCCACAGACCUUUCAGCCAUUAUGCCCAGCCAGUUGAGACCCGUUACAUAUCAAGACUUUGAAAAUGCUUUCUGCAAGAUUCAGCCUAGCAUAUCUCAAAAAGAUCUUGAUAUGUAUGUUGAAUGGAACAAAAUGUUUGGUUGCAGUCAGUGAUAACUUCUUUAAAAAAAAUGUAAUGAAUAUUGGCACACACACAUAAAACCUGCUACAUAGGGUAUAGAGCCCCUUUCCAGUAGUGUUUAAAUUGCAAAGGGUACUGGGGAAGAAGACGAUUAAGUUGCAUCUUUAGAGUCAGGGUAGAUUUGGAGGAAAAAUGCAUCCAAUGAGAGCUUCUGAUUUGAAAGCCCCAGAUGACAUAAAGCAUCUGCUGAUGCUCAGUUCGGUUCAAGCCAGACAACACUCACCAAGGAGCAAGGUGCAAGUGUGUUGAUUUCAGAAGGACAUGAACCUCGUGUGUUGAUUCCAUUCUGCUGUUCUCGAGAUUUAGUUGCUGUCAAGUGCCUGGAGUGGUGCUUUAUUUUUUGUUUGCCUCACAAUUACAUUGGUGGCAUGUGCUAAUAUAAAGAGCUUUAACUUCAAACAUUAUUGGACUAAAGAGAUGAAUGGUUGUGUUUCGACAGAAAACCAGAUUUUUGCCAUUUUAAGAGCAACAGUAUUCCUCAAUCCUGUCUGUUCUGCAGUAUUAAGCUAAGAACAGGUAAAACAGGGUAACGGUAAUCUGGACCUUAAUUUCUUCAGUUCAUUUCUUUUAAUGUUCUUGUCUGCAAAAACUCAGGAAAGUGAUUGUGAUUUGUACAGUACCUCAAAGGAAUGUGUUGAAAGCACUAUGUACUGCUGAGAGUAAUGGGAUAGGCUUCAAUGUUACUUUAUAUUAAAAUGUAUGUUUACCUCAACAAUUGGAAAAUAGCAAGGAAAAUUACUUUGAAUGUAUCCAGAAAAAUACUGAGUGUGAUACAACUGAAUAUCUACAACUUAAAGUAAACAUGGAAGGAUUUUUUUUAAAGGUUCUUUCACUAAUUAUGGGGAAUUGACCAGAGCAGAAUAAUUCUUUAUAUCAAUACCUGCAAGAGUUCUUCAUACAUUGCUCCUUGAUAAUGAAGUGAAAAUGUUCUUAGAAGGUACACUGGUUAAUGGAAAGCUACUUAUUCAGUCUGUGUUAGUGUCUAGAACAGUCAGCCACAAGACCUGUUUAGGACCCUGAAAGUCAUAGUACCUAAAAACUAGGACUGCCUUUUCCUGCAGAGCUGGUAAUGGUGGUGGUGAUUUGCAAGUUGUCUCUGAAACUGCUGGGAAUGGUGUCAUCCUAUUCACUAAUCUAGCUUAUAGGCUUGCCGUGCUGUUUGACAGAAUGCAGAAGAUAGCAACCAAAACAAACAAGCAAACAAAUAAAUACAGAAAACAACCAACCUAUAUAUCUGCAAAGAAUAUAUCUACGUCCCCUCUCCUUCUUGACUCCUCUCUUGUCAGUGCAAUUUUGCUUCUCAUUUUGAAACCUUCUGGGCUGUAGUGCUCCCACAUUCAUUUCUACCUCAGUUUUGUUACAUUUCUCUUGGAAAGUCAAAUAGAAAAUUGGAAGUACACACACACACACACACACACACAAAUAUAGCUUGCCAAACAUGUUACUUUGUUUUCUUCUAUCUUUUCCCAUAAAUCUAGUUUCCAAAAAACAUCAGUCUUCAUGCUCACUUCCACCUAAGUCCACCCUCACCCCAACAGCAUAUGUGGCAUUUUUCUCAAUUUCCCAUUCCUCAUCUGCUCCCCACCAAGUUGUUCUUUGUAUCCUUUAAUGCUUUAUGUGCAACUUUUCAUUGCUAGCUGACUGAUGUUUGGCAAUGCCUCUGAACAGACACAGUGUAGGCUGUAGCCUUCCAAAGCCACUGCCCGUGCAUAAACUGAACAGCCUGGCUUUUUGAAUGUAUUUUUUCUGUUUUUUUUUUUUUUCUUCCUUUUUUUAGUUGAGAGAUGCAGUAACAAAACUGUUGCAAAGCACUGGCAUUUUAUGUAUUCAAAAAGUGAUGUACAUUUUUAAAAAUUUUAAAUAAAUGCAAUGA